Molecule: messenger RNA, 639 nt
Organism: Entrophospora candida
Lineage: Eukaryota; Fungi; Glomeromycota; Glomeromycetes; Entrophosporales; Entrophosporaceae
Source: the annotation of a GenBank genome assembly
AUGAAUAUUGUAUUAGCAUUAUUUAUGCUCAAGGAAAGUGGCGUUACUUUUGGUCAAUUUACUCCCGUACCACGUUAUGCUGCGUCUUCACAGACCAUAGGUGACAGAUUAUAUGUUAUUGGAGGCCAAGUAUCAGCUCAGGCAAGUGUCAGUUCAUCAUUAGCGACAAAAGAUGUAAUUUACUUGAAGUUAUCAACGAAUUUUAGUCGAAAUUCACCAACAUGGAUCGAUCAUACACAAAUAAGUCCGUUGCCAGUUUUUAAUUCAUGGGCGGGAUCUUGUAAAGACAAGGACAAUAAAACAAUCUAUUUAUUUGGAGGCUUUAUACAAGACAUCAACACGUAUGAGAAAAUUAUGGAUAAACAAAUUUAUGUUUUUGACACCGUUGCAGAUAAAUGGAUCGUGCCUGAUAAUGCUGGAGGUGCUGUAAUUGAAAACCGUUACACCUCGGAUGAUCGAAUAAUUUGUUAUGGUAUAUUGAGAAAUUAUAACUUGAUUGGUUCUAAACCUGAACUGGCAGUAUUAGAUGUGUCAAAUGACGAAUAUCAAUGGCUUGCACCAGUUAACACUACAGCAAAUCAACCUCCAAGUCUUGUAUUUCAUAACGCUGAAUUAUAUCAAGAUACAAUAAUAGAAUAA